AUGGAACGCAACGACCCGCCAGCGCGACGGAAGUCCUGUCAGGCCUGCAAGAAAGCGCGCCGGAGAUGCGAUCUAGCGCGUCCCACGUGUCAGCGCUGUUCUCAGCGCAAUAUCCACUGCCACUAUCCUUAUGCGCCUCCAUUGCGCGAGAGCACCAGCGACAUACAGCCUGCGAUCCCAGUAUCUGAGAUUGAGGGCUCACUUACGCCAUCAUGUUUUGGAAUACUUGAUUCGAUUUUGGAAACAACGGACAAUUUUACAGACCAGUUGUUCCAAGGUUCGUUGGAGUGCGAUGCUUCCAAUUGGUCUACGCCAGGGCUUUCAACAACAGCUCAAAAUGCGCUGAAUCGGUCUCAGCUUGCUACUAUUCCCCAGGUCACUAGAGCAAUCACAUCAAGGCUCCAGUAUCCUCUGGAUGCAAUCCUGAAGGGUCCGUCACAAAUGGUUUCGGAGAAUCAAACGCCUUGGUGUCAUGCGCAUCUAUACGAUGAUGGGAUGCCAAAGUCUAUGCAACAUGCGGUAUCUUCUGCUGCACUCCAUGCAGCAAAGAAUCAUCUCAACGCCAGAGUCAUCCGCGACAACGUGGAAAGCCGGGUGCAGGAACUCCUCGCCAGUCCUCCACCAGCUUCUUCAAUGGAAACUUUGGCAUAUGCACAAGCGCUCUUCAUAUAUCAAAUACUUCGUCUACUAGACAACGACGCCCGAACCUAUGCCAUCUACGAAGCAACCAUGCCCCAUCUCGAAGAAGCAUCCAACGCCCUCAUUCCCCACAUCGCCAUCGACGAAGCAGCAGAUUCACCGAGUCAAUCCUCAGAUCUCAUACCCCUCUUUCCCGUCUCAGCAGCCCAAGCCUUCUGGACAAAUUGA
Fusarium subglutinans is the source of this 867-nucleotide messenger RNA. RefSeq lists its product as uncharacterized. Gene Ontology annotation, biological process: regulation of DNA-templated transcription. NCBI's taxonomy places the organism in Eukaryota, Fungi, Ascomycota, Sordariomycetes, Hypocreales, Nectriaceae. The coding region runs from base 1 to 867 and encodes 288 amino acids. The transcript has 2 exons. The record is from RefSeq and is a predicted model, not a curated record. Gene Ontology annotation, molecular function: DNA-binding transcription factor activity, RNA polymerase II-specific; zinc ion binding.